ACUGCACUUAGUAUUUUCUUCCAAGAAGCUGCGAUACCUCCCUGCGCGCAAGGACCUGGAACACAUUUUGGCCAGAUAACGCCAUGUAACACGCCAGCCACGCCACCAAAUUUUCCUGAUGCGCUAUUGGCGUUCUCCAAAAUGUCGGCGGGUGAUAAAACUCCCUCCGGAAUGUCGCCGAGCCAAAAUGGAUUGCAUCAGAACUCAAUGCAGAUGGGGAUGGCAGCGCAACACCACGGAGGACGAUGUAGCGUGACCGGGAACGCGCAGCAGCAAACGCAAAGUCAACAGUUGGGCCUAGGCGAGCCACAGAGAUAAAAGAAACUUGCGAUUCGGCGGCCCGUGCGCAAGAUUCCGAGGUCGCACGAUGUGCACGUAAACGGUGUUUAAAACAGGAGGCAAUGGUUUAUAAAAGAUCGACUAGCUCCCAAGGGUUGCACACUGCGUGUGACCGCGGGAGCGAUUAUUAGCCGAGAUUCACGCGCUCGUAUCUUCUCAUCCCUAGAAGAAGGACGCAUGAUUUUCCUACAAAGAAAACGAAAAAAAGAAACAAACACACACACACACACACACGCGCGUAUACACACAUACACAAACUGGACGCAAAGAAAAUGUCCAGAUUAAUUGUUUAGGACGUGCACGUCUCUAGAAGAAAACAAGGAUCUCUCUAAUCUCUCCAAUAGAAAGGAAUCUUCAUCUUUCUCGUUGAAUUGCACGAUUGUACGUGGAUCUCUAGAGUAGCUGAAAUACGACCCUCUCGAUUGUUUAUUCUUGUUAUUUCUUUGAUAUAUACGUAUACAGUGUACAUCGAAACACGACACGUCGAUCACGAUACGACAUUGAGCCUCUUCAAAACCUCUC
Molecule: messenger RNA, 861 nt
Organism: Frieseomelitta varia
Lineage: Eukaryota; Metazoa; Arthropoda; Insecta; Hymenoptera; Apidae
Exons: 3
Coding region: 142-318 (58 amino acids)
Source: RefSeq, a predicted model, not a curated record